AUGCUGACAAAAAUGGUUUCUGGAAAACAAGUCUUCUCAGUCAUCAUUACUCUCCUAUUGAUCUUCCUUCUACCUCCAUCUCAUGCUGCUUCUCAUUUAGAUCUUGGUGGUAUCAAGGAUUCAUCCAGCUCUAUCAAUUCUCAAAAGGUUAACCUCUCAGUUUACUAUGAAGCUUUAUGUCCAUCUUGUACGAACUUCAUUGUCCAAAAUCUAAUUAGGGUCUUCGACGAUGAUCUCAUCAACAUCAUCAAUCUUAGGAUGGUGCCAUGGGGUAAUGCUCACGUCAACAAAACUGACAACACCAUCAUUUGUCAGAAUGGUCAUGAUGAAUGUGUUCUGAAUACAAUACAAGCCUGCGCCAUCAAUGUCUGGGAUGAUGUGAAUAAAUAUUAUGCACUGAUUUACUGCAUUGAGUUCCUGGCUAUUGAGGGAAGGCAUCGAAAUUGGCCAUCUUGUUUCAGCUCCCUUGGAUUGUCUGAAAAACCUAUUUUGGACUGCUAUAACAAUGGAACUGGAGCAAAGCUUCAAGCUUUAUAUGGUUAUGAAACUGCACAUCUUAAUCCACCUCAUACGUUUGUGCCUUGGAUAGUUGUGGAUACUAAACCACUCAGAAAUGACUAUGAAAAUUUCAUCGCCUAUAUCUGCAACGCAUACAAAGGCAAUGUCAUACCAAAUGCCUGCAAAUCGCAUCCACAUAAUAAUGUCAGCUCAAUUGAGGAGGAAAAUCCUAUCUAUCCAGUUUGCUACCGAGGUGAAGCUAAGAAUUUGACAUUGUUGAGACCAAUAAAGAGAAUUCCAAGGUUGAGGAGAGCUUUCUGGAAGGUGCCUGGAAAGGGAUUCAAAUAG
Messenger RNA from Dovyalis caffra, 846 nucleotides. Lineage: Eukaryota; Viridiplantae; Streptophyta; Magnoliopsida; Malpighiales; Salicaceae. The record is from the annotation of a GenBank genome assembly.